Sphenostylis stenocarpa is the source of this 231-nucleotide messenger RNA. Lineage: Eukaryota; Viridiplantae; Streptophyta; Magnoliopsida; Fabales; Fabaceae. The record is from the annotation of a GenBank genome assembly.
AUGGCCCCAACAAGGAUAAGAGGUGCACUCAACAUUGGAUUUCAAAUGAUGAUCACAAUUGGCAUAUUAAUUGCAAACCUUAUCAACUAUGGGACUGCAAAACUAGAAUAUGGUUGGAGAGUUUCUUUAGGUAUUGGUGCAGUUCCCGCAAUAAUGUUAUGUGUAGGAGCUCUUUUCUUAGGUGACACGCCAAACUCUCCGAUUGAAAGAGGUAAAAUAGAAGCAGACUAA